AUGGACUACACUUAUACUAACCCACAGCAACAGUUGCAAUAUCAGCAACAACUACAGCAACAACAACAACAGCAACAACAACAAUCAUCAGGUUUCUCUGGUUACCAAGCUGAAAAUAAUAGCUCAUCUAGUUUCUUUUACCAACAGCAACAGCAGCAGCAACAGCAACCAGAACCCUUCCAUCGUUCCACUGAAGGGUUUCCUCGAAGUGUGUUAGACAGAGCAACUGCUGCUAAACUUCGCUUGGAGAACUAUUACAAAACAGCGCUUGAACAAGCUUAUGAAAGAAGCCAAAGACGUACUGAAAUUGAAAACAAGUUGAGUCAAGAGCACUGCAGCGAAGAAAAGAAAAAGAGACAACUUCAAUCAUAUGGUAGAAAAGAAUCGCAAUAUUUGAGAUUACGCAGAACUAGACUUGGUCUUGAUGAUUUUGUCACCGUCAAGGUGAUUGGUAAAGGUGCUUUUGGCGAGGUGCGACUUGUUCAAGCAGGAGAUACAGGCAAGAUUUAUGCCAUGAAAACAUUAAGAAAGUCAGAAAUGUUGAAAAAAGAUCAAUUGGCACACGUCAAAGCAGAGCGUGAUGUGUUGGCAGAAGCUGACUCUCCUUGGGUUGUUCAGCUCUAUUUUUCUUUUCAAGAUACACAGUUUUUGUAUUUAAUUAUGGAGUUUUUGCCUGGUGGUGAUUUGAUGACCAUGUUGAUCAAAUACGAUACAUUCAGUGAACCAGUGACACGCUUCUAUAUUGCAGAGAUUGUAUUGGCUUUAGAAGCUAUUCAUAACUUAGGUUUUAUUCACCGUGAUAUUAAGCCAGACAACAUCCUGAUUGAUAAAGACGGCCAUAUUAAACUAUCAGAUUUCGGCUUGUCUACAGGUUUCCACAAGACACACGACUCACAAUACUAUCAACGACUAUUAGAAGGUGUAUCUACACAACAAGGUAUUGACACAAUUCAUCUCAACACACAGAAAGAGAAAAUUGCUACUUGGAAAAAGAAUCGCCGUGCACUUGCCUAUUCCACUGUUGGUACACCCGACUAUAUUGCCCCUGAGAUCUUUUUACAAAGAGGUUAUGGGCAAGAAUGUGAUUGGUGGUCAUUAGGUGCUAUCAUGUUUGAAUGUUUAUGUGGUUAUCCCCCUUUUUGCUCAGAGAAUCCUCAUGAUACUUACCGUAAAAUCAUGAAUUGGCGCGAAACAUUGAUUUUCCCUGAUGAUCAGCCUAUCAGUCGAGAAGCAGAAGAUUUGAUUCGUCGCUUGAUUUGUGAUCCUGAAACUCGGCUGGGUAGAAAUGGUCCUGAAGAAAUUAAGCAGCAUCCUUUCUUUUAUGGUAUCAAUUGGGAGCAGAUUCGAAAUGAGAGAUCACCUCAUAUACCUCAAUUAAGAAGUAUUACAGAUACUUCAUACUUUCCUACAGAAGAACUGGAUGCUGUGCCUGAGAUGGUGGAUACGCAAAUUUAUCAAACAGACACUGUCAAUGCACAAAAAGACCUUGCUUUUGUUGGCUACACUUUCAAGCGAUUCGAUUAUUUGACAAGAAAAAAUGUGAUUUAAUACUCUAUAAACAAGCGAACAGAUACCUUUCUUCUUACAUCCCACCAUAUACAUAUCAGUCUAGUUUAUUAAGAAAGUGUUCAUGUAUAGUGCAUUUAGCUUUUUAAAUAAACCAAACAAGAUUAGUUUGUUCUAAUGGUGUCCUAAAGAACACUUGAUUAUAGUGUAGCCAAAAAGAAAAAAAA
Molecule: messenger RNA, 1733 nt
Organism: Gilbertella persicaria
Lineage: Eukaryota; Fungi; Mucoromycota; Mucoromycetes; Mucorales; Choanephoraceae
Product: Serine/threonine-protein kinase orb6
Exons: 5
Coding region: 1-1548 (515 amino acids)
Biological process (GO): intracellular signal transduction; peptidyl-serine phosphorylation
Molecular function (GO): protein serine/threonine kinase activity; ATP binding
Source: RefSeq, a predicted model, not a curated record